GGGACAACGCCAGCGUAGGGAAAACCGCUCGUAGGGAAUCCGUUCGCGUAGUGGUGAUGAUGAUGAUAGCGUCACGUAUGACUCGCGCACUGGCGCCCUGGCGCCUCGCUGUUUUCAACGGUUCUCAGUUUGAAUUUCGGAUGUGGUUGCUGGUUGCUCCGUAGCUUUUGUGCAUGCUAGCGGCAUAACGCCGACCCAGAUAAGUACAAGUGCAUGAUUUGUGACAUGUGCUUCAAGAAAAUCUACAACCUAAAGAGGCACCUAAAGGAGGUUCACGGGGACGCUGACACGAGCUGGAUCACACUGUCCGCUGCCGCCUUGCAUGCGAUCUGUGUCCAACAGCUUGCUGCGCCACUUUGAAGCGAAACACGGGAUCGUCGCGAGGCGUGACAAGUUAAAGUUCAAUUUGUUGAAAGGUGCACAAUCCCCAAAAAGCUUGCACACCAACUGCACUGAUCAAAGCUAUGCAACUCAGAGUACUCCUGGAGAAGUGGCAAUCAGUUCAUUGCAUGACGGUUCAUCGACAGCUCAGGUUACCUUUUUUUCUGUAAUAAGCUGCAUGAGACUGUCACUGCGACAGUCCCAUGCAGUGUCGGUAAGGUGGGUUAACAUUUUUGUAAUGAGCCGCCGCGAAGCGGCGUGAACGCAGGCAGGCAGGCAGGCAGGCUUGUGGGUGGGUUAAUACAUACCCCAGUGAUACACGCAAGACGAAAUGUCCCUACAGCAUGCAAUUCGCAUAACAAGCAUCAAUGAAACGAUUGUGUUGACAAAACGUGUCCAUGAAAAGUUGUCCGCGAAACAUAAUUUUACGAAGCGAGUUUCGAUGAAAUGAAAGGGACCCUUUAUGGACUGGCAUGCGCUGUGUAGCCGGAAACCCAUAUUUGACGUCAUAAACGGUGAAUGUGAAACAUGGCUACCUUGCGUUUGCCAACAAUUUUGCACCAAAUAAUUGUCAUAUUUGGAUUCAUGGGGUAAAACCAGGCAAGAAUUGACCUCCAACUACAUUUUAGGAACCACUUCAGCUUUCUUUAAGCCAUGUUACUUUACAAGCAUGACUUUCACAUCAGGACAUCAACAGGAUCGCCUCCUAAAGCACACCUGUGCAUGGGAAUAGCCAUACUUCCAGUGUAUAUACCUUAUAACAUCCUGAAGGAGUAUUUUACCACAUGCAAUUCAUUUAGCACUGAAUUGUUUGUGUGGUAACAUACUUCCUCGUUACGUUAGGUCGAGAAAGAGUUGAAUGAAUGUCCGAGCCCUUUUUAAGACAAAAUAGAAUGUCAAUUUUUAUUCCUCGAGCCAACACUUGUUCUCGUGCACUGACGCUAAAGCUUGUGGAUAGUGUUGCAAGUCGUGUUGCAAGUUGCACCAGGGAACGGUGACACUAUAGCAAGGUAGAACAAGAGGUUUAAUAUGGCGAUCGGCUCAGAGCCAGGUACGUUCUAGCCACGGGCGCAAGGCACGAGUUCAUGCGCACGAUCCGCGGAGCUCUAUCUGCUCGGCUGCUCAGUGUAGCCAACAUCUCUCCCAUACAGAAGAGUCAAAGUCUCUGGGGAGCCUUGACGCAUCGGCCACUUCUCGUGUGUGAAUGAAGAUUGCCUUCACAUUCUGUACGUGGCUCUUGAGCAUCUUCGCUGUCAACAACUUCCGCAUCCCACUUCUGACACCAUGUUGCAAGUCGUGUUGCAAGUUUCGCCAGGAAAGGUGACACAAUAGCAAGGUAGAAGAAGAGGUUUAAUAUGGCGAUCGGCUCAGAGCCGGGUACGUUGUAGCCACGGGCGCAAAGCACGAGUUCAUACGCACGAGCCGCGGAGCUCUAUCUGCUCGGCUGCUCAGUGUAAGCUUAAGCACAUAACCUUAAGCACAUAAGCUUAAGCACAAACCUGACACACCUGAUUGUAGCGGCUUUGGCCGUUGCCACAGGUAUGUAUGAUGGGAGUAUGGCUACCUGGGGAGUGAAGUAGAGGGGUCACAGUGUUACCCUAGUAUCCCGGGAGAUAGCCCACCUAAAAUCAAGAAAAAAAUGGCUCAAAUUAAGGAGUGGGCUCACUUGCAGUGUAAAGCAAUAAUAGCUCUACUUGCCAGUCGGCAAUGGUUCAUUAUAUCUUGCCGUAGCUAACUCGACACAAUAACUAGACACAUGAUAUCCCCAAUAGCUAACUAAAAGAAAAAAAAGCAAAUGAAGCCAAAAACUGGGGUGGCUUACCUUUCGAGGCUGGGGCAUCUCUCAGAAUUUUACGGUAAGCAUAUAUCUCACGUCUACAGUUUACAUGGUACCAACACACUAGGGUUUUUCAGCUGCUCUUGUGACUGCCACUAUAAUGAGACUUGACUCUUUUCUAGGGGUGUAUGAAUACUUUAAUAUCGGAAUACAAAUCAAAUAGUAAGCUCUCGGAUAAAUCGAUUCGCGAAUAAAAUUCUUAGUGUUUGGUUAACCGUAGAUUUAAAGUGUUCUGUGAAAGAUGCGCGGUCCACACGGAGCAAAAGAAACUUGUGCUCCCUCUCCGUUGUAGUGCGCACUUGCAUUGAACUUAUGAAUAUGCAAAACAUAUUUUAGUUUGUGUUUUUUUUUUUUUUUUGUCCUCCCGUCACUCACAUAGCAGGUGCACUUGCAAACACCACACAUGUGGGGAGCAGUGAACCUGUUCUUGCAGACCGUAGUGUUUUGGAGUGCACCUACUAUGUGGGCAUUGGAAGCACGAAAAAAACCAUGGACUGCAUGCUACAGCUAAAAGUCUGAUUGGGAUGUACAUUUAGUGAAACAAACAAGAUGUUUUGAAGCAGUGGAGUAUAUGAUGUGACUGAAAUACCACUCUUAAUUCAGGCCAUUUCAUUUUAAGCUUUCUUUCUUCUCUGCCUGCCAGAAUUCAGUGACUGGAGGGAGGCUAGGGAUGGCAGAGAGCAUGUUCGCUUCAUUCUCCACGACGGACCCAAGGGACGAGAUGAGGGUGUCCUGAAAAGGUAUUACUACUGCCACCGCUCUGGAUCAUUUCAGAGCAAGAGGUAAAUGACAACUGAGAACCCAGGGCACUUGUAAGACUAAUGUGCAAUGCUUAGCCACAAUUCAAGCUACAGGGAAAGAUGGCAAGGUGACAGUAGAGUACCAGGCAGAACACUACGGCCACCCGAAGGAACUGAAGCACCAGCGCCUCUUUACGACUGAGGAGGAGGCUUUAGCUGAUAAACUAAAGCAAGGCAUCCCCGCCCUUAAAGAUCUGGUAGACGCACAUUCUUCUGCUGGCAGUGAGAUGGGCAGGCUACAUUUACUCUCAAUGAAAGACAUUGGCAACAUCUCCGUCAAGCAUGAAAUUCUGACGAAAGAGCUACGGCACUGAACAAAGUCAGAUUCUUCAGUCCUGUACUGACAUGGAGGAAGGAAAACAAAAAGAGAGCUUUGAGCUUGCCCUGAUGACUGUCCCUCAGAAAGAACGCCUCACAAAGCUUGGCCCCAAGUUUCUGUGCAUUGACUACACUCAUAAUAUAAAUGGCCACAAUCUGCAACUGAACACUCAUGACAGCUGCAGAAGAUCACUCAGGCAUGCCAUGCACAUAUUUGAUCUCAAAGUAACUAGGCACCAAGGCUAUGAAACGCUCCUUAAAGCCAUAAAGGUAAUGCAUGGGAGGAAGUGAUGGGCUGUGCCCAACAUUGGAUGCUCUGCUCGUGGCAUGUAAGCCACAACUGGGCUCUGAAGUUGCAGUCAGUCCAAGAUAUAAGCAAACCCGUGACCGUCUUUGCGACGAGUUGUGGGCGCUGAGAAAUUGCAAAUAUGAGGGUCAAUUCCAACGAGCUCCGACAGGCUUCCCGUGUCAGAAACUAAGUGAAGAGACUGAUCCAAAACUAAUUCAACAAGUACACGAGUUUCUUCAGUACUUCGGGCACUACCACGGUGGCAGAGCCUAACAGUGGGUGCUCUGCUUCAGAAAGGGCAUUCCUUUUAAUACUACGAACCUUUUGGAGGCAAUGUACAAGGACCUGAAGUCACGCUACAUGCAUGGAACUCGCAACCAGAGGCUCGACAAGCUGUUGAUGAUCCUCUUCGAACUGAGCCGUGACCGGCUUUACAAGCGUCCCAAGUCGCUCGUAAAAGGAAAAACGAAUCGGCAUGAUGCAGCCCUUUUUCGGAGGCACCAGGAGGGGAUGAAAAUUCCAGCAUCAGAUGUAGAACAUCUGCAAAAUGGCAAUGGCUGGCUUGUAAAGUCUCAGUCCCAGACAGAGAGAAGCUACCAUGUUGAGAAGGGCGACCCCCGCCAGAGUUGCGUGCUUUGUUGCAGGGACUGUGACAUCUUUAUCAACAGUUACAAGUGCACUUGCAAUGACAGCCUGAUUUCAUCAUUGAUGUGCAAGCAUAUUCACGCAGUAGCUUACCUGGGGCUUCAUGUGACGACCGUGGAGGAGGCCGACACUGAGGCAGGUGUAGAAAUGCCAUCAACAACACGUGAAGCAACAGGCUUUACGUUAGAUGAUGAGCCACAGUCCCUCUUGGAUGACAUUCGGCAGGGUAUUGAGGUAGGGAUGGAGAAGACUCAACCAAAUUCAGAGGACAACAUAUGUUUAACAAUAAGUGGACUGAACAAGUCCCUCUCCAGGAAGAAAUUGACAAGCUCCCUGGUGUUGAAAUACCAUACCAAGGCCCAGGAAGUACUUGACUCUGUUCCAGAUGAGACUUCUCCAAAACCUAGGGUAAUCCCUCACAACAAAAAGAUGAAAAAACAACCACGGUACUUUCCCCCCCAAAAAACGCCCUGGUUCUGGUCCCAUGCAUGGCAAACCUCCCACCAGCUUGGAGCAGCAGCACAUCAUGUAGGGCCUUGUAGCCAGCCAAGAGGGAGUGACCACUGGCAACCCAAGCACGAGGGUCUGCUACAGGAAGCAUAAUCAUAUAAGUCGGCCCUGUGUGCACGGGAUAGUUCGUAACGGGCUAGGUGAGAUUCAAUUGCCAGCAUUUUAAAAAGCGAUAACUCAGAGGAGAGUAAAAGUACAAGCAAGCUGGUGAAUUGCAGACGAAAAACUGAAACACCGGAAGGAAAAAGACACGAAAAAAAGGAUGACACACACACACCGUCUCGAACACAGCUGAAGGUUUAUUCUAAAACCACACCCUUUUAUAACGGUACACCACAGUCAACGCCAAGAACCCUCACACCAAGUCACACACCCAGACUGUCAGCAAGAGCAAACAAAAGAAAUGCACUCGACGCUUCCAUAUGUGCCAAGGUCAAGCAACUGACAAAAAAAAAAAAAAAAAAUUGCAUUGGUCAAAAAGUUUGUGCUUGCUUGUGAAUCACCAUCGACGAGACACUUACACAAUUUCCAGCAGAACCAAUACUAAGAGUUUC
Ixodes scapularis (black-legged tick) is the source of this 5334-nucleotide messenger RNA. RefSeq lists its product as uncharacterized. The coding region runs from base 3959 to 4873 and encodes 304 amino acids. The record is from RefSeq and is a predicted model, not a curated record. Gene Ontology annotation, molecular function: zinc ion binding. The transcript has 3 exons. Lineage: Eukaryota; Metazoa; Arthropoda; Arachnida; Ixodida; Ixodidae.